AUGGAUUCAGUGACCAUUCAAUUAGGAGCCUCUUCUUCCUCCUCCUCUUUCAACCAUUCAUGUACAUAUGAUGUCUUUCUCUGUUAUAGAGGCGCGGAUACCCACAACAAUUUUACAGACCACUUGUACAGCAAUUUGCUUCAAAGGGGAAUUAAAACCUUCCUAGCUGAUGUGCUUCUUAGAAGAGGAGAAGAACUAACAUUACCAAUGCUUUAUAAAAUCAUUGAAGACUCAAGGAUUUCUAUCAUCGUAUUCUCUGAAAAUUUUGCAUCCUCAGGCUGGUGCUUGGAUGAACUGGUUGAGAUCCUUCAAUGUCGAGAAUCAAACCAGCAAAUAGUUUGGCCAGUUUAUUACAAGGUGGAUCCCAUGGAUGUGCGCAACCAACAAGGUACUUUUGGUGAGGCACUUGCUAACCAUGAAAACAAAUUCAGAGAUGACAUGGAGAAGGUGCUGAGAUGGAGGGCAGCUCUUACAGAUGCAACAAAUUUGCCUGGGUGGUAUUUCUUGGACGGGCACAAUUCUAAAUUUAUUGAUAACAUUGUUGAAGAGAUUUCGGCACAAGUAUUAAACCGCACCUAUUUAAAUGUGGCAAAGCAUCCUGUUGGAAUAGAGUCUCGUGUAAAGGAUAUGAAUGAACUUUUAGGAGUUGGAGUAAAUGAUGUUCGCAUGGUAGGUAUAUGGGGGAUUCAUGGAAUAGGUAAGACAACAAUUGCUAAAGCUGUUUAUAAUUCGAUUGCCCAUGAGUUUGAAGGUAGCUGUUUUUUGGAAAAUGUUAGAAAAAAUUCAAUGGAACGUGGAGGCCUAGUCCAACUACAAAAGAUUGUUCUUUCUGAGAUUCUAGGGGAAGAGCAAUUGGAGUUUACCGAUGUUGAUGAAGGAAUAAAUGUGAUAAAGAAAAGGUUGAGCCGAAAAAGGGUCCUCUUAAUUCUUGAUUGCGUUAAUCAAAUGGAACAAUUAAAAAAAUUAGUCGGAGGUUCAGAUUGGUAUGGUUUGGGCAGUAGAAUCAUCAUAACAUCGAGAGAGAAACAUGUGUUAACCGCUCAUCAAGUUAACCUAACAUACAAGGUGGAGGAAUUAGAAUUUGAUGAAGCUUUUGAGCUCUUCAGUUGGAAUGCCUUCCCAAUAAAUAAACUUCCAGAUGAUUAUGCUAAAGUGGCUGCUGCAAUAGUACACUAUGCUCAAGGGAUUCCGUUAGCUCUCGGACUUAUAGGUUCACAUCUAUGUGGUAGAAGCAUAGAUCAAUGGAGAAUUGCAUUAGAUGGUUACAGAAGCGUUCCUAACUUAGAGAUUCAAGACAUUCUCAAAAUAAGUUACGAUGCACUAGAAGAUUCAGUGAAAGAAGUUUUCCUUGACAUUGCAUGUUUCUUAAACGGUAGAAAUAAGAAGUAUGUGAUAAAAAUGCUGGAAAGUUGUCACCUCAACCCUGAGUAUGGUAUUGAAGUACUGAUAGAAAAGGCCUUCAUAAUUAUUAAAAAAGAUCAUAUUUGGAUGAAUGACCUGAUAGAAAAACUGGGUAAAGAAAUAGUAGUUCGCCAAGAUUCUUUAACCGGGCGUGAAAGACUUUCACGUAGCAGAUUGUGGGAAUAA
Messenger RNA from Prunus avium (sweet cherry), 1587 nucleotides. Lineage: Eukaryota; Viridiplantae; Streptophyta; Magnoliopsida; Rosales; Rosaceae. The record is from RefSeq and is a predicted model, not a curated record.